Messenger RNA from Colossoma macropomum (tambaqui), 9193 nucleotides. RefSeq names its product spectrin, beta, erythrocytic (gene sptb). The transcript is spliced from 36 exons. Lineage: Eukaryota; Metazoa; Chordata; Actinopteri; Characiformes; Serrasalmidae. Gene Ontology annotation, cellular component: cell junction; plasma membrane; cortical actin cytoskeleton. Gene Ontology annotation, biological process: actin cytoskeleton organization. Gene Ontology annotation, molecular function: phospholipid binding; structural constituent of cytoskeleton; actin filament binding. The record is from RefSeq and is a predicted model, not a curated record. Bases 132 to 7571 code for a protein of 2479 amino acids.
AGUGAGAGAGAGAGAAAGAGGGAGAGAGAGGGAUAGAGUAGUAGGACAGAGGAAAAGAGAGAAGAGGAGCACUCAGAGAGGGAAGGAGGGAAGCGGGACACUCUGCGUCUGACGGACUUUCUCGAAUAAGGAUGAGUAGCCCGUGCCUUUGCCGCCCUGUACCGGUCAGCCAGAGUCGGCUGCGGGAGGUCAAGCUCAGCCUGAAGACCAGCAGAGAGGCCAGCACUAUUCGGUCCAAUGUGGUACGGGAGAUCAGCAGCCGGACAUAUUCUACUGGAAAAGAGGUGCCGAUUCGGGUCAGUAGCAACCCCAGCCGGAGCAGGAGCACCCCUCCCGUUUACCGGGCCCAGCGUCCUGACGGCAAGAAAGGACCCAAGACCAAUGGGCACAAACCCGAGCAUCUGCCUGAAAGGAAUGGCACGUUGCUGGAUGUCCCAUCACCCGCAGCCCCCCUGACCCUGUCUGCCUUCUCUUCUUCCUCCUCAUCGUCCUCCUACACCCCGAGUCUGACCCGGCUCUCUCCUUCGCACCUGCCUCCUUCAUCUUCAUCAUCGUUUUCCUCCCAGGGCAUGAGGCGUGCUCGCUGGCUGAGCUACAGCACCUCCAACAUCUGCUUCAACUCCAUCUUGGAUGGGAGGUUUAGGCAACUUCAAGAUGAGCGAGAGGCUGUGCAAAAGAAGACCUUCACAAAAUGGGUGAACUCCAUCCUGGCCAGAGUCAGCUGCCGGAUUUCAGACCUCUAUCUAGACCUGAGGGAUGGGAGGAUGCUCAUCAAACUGCUGGAGGUUCUGUCAGGGGAAAGGCUGCCCAGGCCCACCAAGGGCCGAAUGAGGAUCCACUGUCUGGAGAACGUAGACAAGGCAUUGCAGUUUCUAAAGGAGCAAAGGGUGCACUUGGAGAAUAUGGGAUCACAUGACAUUGUCGAUGGCAACCACCGCCUGAUCCUGGGCCUCAUCUGGACCAUCAUUCUUCGCUUCCAGAUUCAAGACAUUGUGGUGGAAACAGGACAAGCUGACCAGACAGGAAAGCAGGAGACACGCUCAGCCAAAGAUGCACUGCUCCUUUGGUGUCAAAUGAAGACUGCUGGGUACCCGAAUGUAAACAUCACCAACUUUACCACAAGUUGGAAGGACGGCUUGGCUUUCAAUGCCCUUAUACACAAACACAGGCCAGAUCUGGUGGACUAUGGCAACCUGCAGAGAUCCAACCCAACCCACAAUCUACAGCAAGCUUUCAACGUGGCUGAGCGACAGCUUGGAGUUACCAAGCUCCUAGACCCAGAAGAUGUGUUUACCGAGAACCCAGAUGAGAAGUCCAUCAUCACGUAUGUUGUUGCGUUCUACCACUACUUCUCCAAAAUGAAAGCUCUGGCAGUUGAAGGCAAACGAGUUGGGAAGGUGCUGGACCAUGCCAUUGAGACAGAGAAGAUGAUUGAUAAGUAUGAGACACUUUCUUCAGACCUGUUAACAUGGAUCGAACAGACCAUCGUUAUCCUGAACAAUCGCAAACUCGCCAACUCUCUCUCUGGCGUCCAGCAACAGCUGCAGGCCUUCAACUCCUAUCGUACAGUGGAGAAGCCUCCCAAAUUUCAAGAGAAGGGCAACCUUGAAGUGCUGCUCUUCACCAUCCAGAGCAGAAUGAGGGCCAACAAUCAGAGAGUUUAUACCCCUAAAGAAGGUGCACUGGUGUCAGACAUCAACAGGGCAUGGGAGAGACUUGAGCGGGCUGAACAUGAAAGAGAGCGUGUACUGAGAGAUGAGCUCAUCAGACAAGAAAAGCUGGAGCAAAUGGCCCGCCGCUUCGACAGGAAGGCUGCCAUGAGAGAAACCUGGCUGAUAGAGAACCAGAGACUGGUAUCACAGGACAAUUUUGGGUAUGAUCUUCCAGCAGUAGAGGCAGCAAAGAAGAAGCAUGAUGCCAUAGAGACAGACAUUGCUGCAUAUGAAGAACGUGUGCAAGCCUUGGUAGCCUUGUCUAAAGAGCUGGAAACAGAGAAGUACCACGAUGCUAAACGCAUUGAUGCAAGAAAAGAUAACAUUCUGAGGUUAUGGGACUACCUCCAGGAGCUUUUAAGUGCUCGCAGGGGCCGUCUGGAGAAAAAUCUCACCCUGCAGAGGAUCUUCCAGGAGAUGCUUUACAUCAUAAAUUGGAUGGACGAGAUGAAGGGUCGUCUCUUGUCUCCUGACUUUGGGAAGCACUUGCUGGAGGUGGAGGACCUUCUACAGAAGCAUGCUUUGGUGGAGGCAGACAUUGCUGUGCAGGCAGAGAGAGUGCGCUCUGCAAAUGCAGCUGCUCUCAAGUUUGCCAAUGGAGACACCUACAAACCUUGUGACCCACAAGUGAUUCGAGAUCGGGUACAGCACUUGGACCUUUGCUAUCAGGAAUUGUGUGCGCUCGCUGCCCAGCGCAAGGCCCGCUUAGAGCAGUCUCGUCGUCUCUGGAACUUCUUCUGGGAGACUGCAGAGCUGGAAAGCUGGAUCCGGGAAAAGGAGCACAUCUUUUCUUCUCUCGACUACGGCAAGGACCUGACCAGUGUGCUGGUUCUGCAGAGUAAACACAGUGCCUUUGAAGAUGAGCUGGGGGCCCGGCGUGAACACCUGAAGCAGGUGAUGGGUGAGGGUGAGAGUAUGGUGAAGGCCAAACACUUUGGUGCUCCCAAGGUGCAGCAGCGCAUGGAUGACGUACAGAGACAGUGGCAGCAGCUGGAGGAACUGGCUGCUUUCCGCAAGCAGAACCUCCAAGACACCCAGCGUUUCUUCCAGUUCCAGGGUGAUGCUGAUGACCUUAAGGCCUGGUUGUUGGAUGCUAUGCGGCAGAUGAACAGCGAAGACGUUGGGCAUGAUGAGUACACCACACAGAGACUACUAAAGAGGCAUUAUGCCCUGAGAGAUGAAGCAGCUAAGAAUGGGGCCACCAUUGACGCUCUGAACAAACAGGCCAAUUCACUGCCUGAGGAGCUGAAGAAUACACCAGACAUCCAAAGGCGUCUGAAGGACAUCAAAGAUCUGUACAUGGAGCUGCUCUCUCUCUCAGAUCUACGGCAGAAGAAGUUGGAUGACACUAUGGCAUUGUACACCAUUUUCAGUGAGACAGAUGCUUGCGAGCUCUGGAUGGGUCAGAAAGAGACAUGGCUUGUGGGACUAGAAACACCCGAGAAAUUAGAAGAUCUAGAGGUGGUUCAGAACAGGUUAAGCAUCCUCGCUCAAGAAAUGGGCAACAUGCAGACAAGGGUAGACAAUGUCAACAAAGCAGCCAAGCAACUAGAGGACAGCAGACACCCACGAACAAAGGAGGUGAAAGAUUGUCAAGCUCGUCUCAAUAAGAGGUGGGAGGCCUUUAAGGCAAUGGUGGAAGAUAAAAAGCAUAAGGUAGAUUCAGCGCUCAGUCUCCACAACUAUGGGCUUGAAUGCGAUGAGACAGGGGCAUGGAUCAAGGACAAAACACGAGUCAUCGAGUCCACACAAGACCUUGGGAAUGACCUGGCUGCAGUAAUAACCAUCCAAAGGAAGCUCUUUGGAAUAGAGAGAGACCUGGCUGCUAUUCAGGAUAAGCUGGACUUCCUGGAUGGUGAGGCCCAAAAGCUUGCAAAGGAUCAUCCAGAGCAUGCCGCUGACAUCCGGGCCCGACAAGCAGAGCUAGACACAGCUUGGAAUACUUUGAAGCACACGCUAAAGGACCGAGAGGACUCUCUGGGUGAAGUCAGCAAGCUCCAAACCUUCCUGCAGGAUAUGGAUGAUUUCCAAGCCUGGCUUUUCAAGACUCAGAAGGCUAUUGCAUCUGAGGAGAUGCCUACAAGUCUCUCAGAGGCAGAGGAGCUCCUGAGCCUCCAUGAUGCAGUGAAGGGAGACAUGGAUGGCCAUGAAGAGGACUACCACCGCGUAAGAGACACUGGAGCAGCUGUAACUCAAGGCCAAGAAGACGAUCCUCAGUACCAGCAACUGGAGCAGAGGCUAAAGGGCCUGGACAAGGGCUGGGAUGAGCUACACAAAAUAUGGGACAGCCGGAAAAACUUUCUGGACCAGGGUCUAGGCUUCCAGCAAUUCUUGAGAGAUGCAAAGCAAGCUGAAACCAUCUUGAACAACCAGGAGUACACUCUAGCCCACUUGGACCAGCCUGACACCCUGGAUGGGGCAGAAAAGGCCUUGAAGAAGCAUGAGGACUUUGUCACCACCAUGGAUGCUAACAAGGACAAGAUAGCGACUACACUAGAAGGAGGUCAGAGGCUAGUGAACAGUGGAAACCUUUACUCAGCAAAGGUGCAGGACAAGAUGAACUCCAUCCAAGACAGACAUGAGAAGAACCAAGACAAAGCAAAGGAAGUCUCUGGGAAACUCAAAGACAACAGAGACCUGCAGCACUUUCUUCAGAACACUCAAGAUCUUACUCUCUGGAUAAAUGAAAAGAUGCUGACUGCUCAGGACACCUCCUAUGAUGAGGCUCGCAAUCUCCACAGCAAAUGGCAGAAACACCAGGCCUUCAUGGCUGAGCUGGCAUCCAACAAGGACUGGCUCAACAACAUUGAUCAGGAGGGUGAAGAGUUGAUGGCAUCCAAGCCGGAAUUUGAGCCCAUUGUGAGGGAACGUCUGGCUAAACUUCAUGAGUUGUGGGACAAGCUGGAACAGACCACAGAGGAGAAGGCCCGACUCCUGUUUGAUGCUAACCGCUCUGAGCUGUUCGAUCAGAGCUUGGCUGACUUGAAGAAGUGUCUUGGUAAUCUGCAGCAGCAGCUCCAGGGCGAUGUGGAUGAAGAGGUUAAAGAUCUCACCAGUGCUAAUAUCCUGCUUAAAAAGCACCAGUUGACCGAGAAUCAGGUUAGAGAUCGGGCACGGGAACUUGAGGAGCUGCAGGAGGCUGUGCAACAGCAUGCCCCCUUAAGAGAAGACCAGCCUGAGCUGGAGGUCGAGCUACAGGCCCUUCAGGGUGACUUUCAGCAGAUUCUUACACCUCUGGCCCAACGUAAAGGCAAACUGGAGGCAGCCAAAGCCGUGCAUCAGUUCUACAGAGACCUGGCAGAUGAAAUACUCUGGGUUGAGGAGAGACUGCCCAUGGCCAUGUCACAAGAACAUGGAAACAAUCUUCAAACAGUCCAGCUUCUCCUGAAGAAAAAUCAGACUCUCCAGAAGGAGAUUGAAGGUCACCAGCCACGUGUUGAUGAGGUGCUGGAGCGCGGUCGGCGUAUGAUGGCAGCUGCAGCAGGAAGUCCAGAAGCAGAGCACAUGUCUGAGGAAAUUAAGAAGUUGGAGGAGGUGUGGGCACGACUGCAGGAUGAAAUGGAAAAGCGUCGGGCUCGGCUCAAUGGCUCCAACAAAGCCCAGCAGUACUACAACGAUGCAGAUGAAGCUGAAGCCUGGAUCGGCGAGCAGGAACUCUACAUGAUUGCUGAUGAGAAAGCAAAGGAUGAGCAGAGUGCUAUGGUCCUGCUGAAGCGGCACUUGAUUCUGAAGCAAACUGUGGAUGACUAUGCAGACUCCGUCCAGCAGCUGGCUGAUCGUGCUCAGAAGAUGUUGGCUGAGGAGCAUCCAGAAGGGGAGGCCAUCAUCAGGAGACAGGGUCAGGUGGAUAAACAGUACGCAGGGCUGAAGGAGCUGGCUGAAGACCGAAGGAAGAAACUCGACCACACCUACCAUCACUUCCUGCUAAGCCGGGAAGUGGAGGAUCUGGAGCAAUGGAUUGCUGAGCGUGAUGUGGUGGCUUCAUCACAGGAGAUGGGCCAGGACCUUGACCAUGUCACGAUCCUGCGGGAUAAGUUCAGGGAGUUUGCAAGGGAGACAGGAACUGUGGGACAAGAGCGGGUGGAUGCUGUGAAUCAGAUCAUUGAUGAGCUGAUAGAGGCUGGCCACAGUGAGUCAGUUACCUUGGCUGAAUGGAAGGAUGGAGUGAACGAGAGCUGGGCGGAUCUCUUGGAGCUCAUCGACACCCGAAACCAGCUCCUCACUGCUUCUUAUGACCUUCUUAAGUACUUCUAUGAUGGGAAGGAGCUGGUGGUUCAGAUCAAUGAGAAACAGAAUGAGCUUCCUGAAGAUCUGGGAGAGGAUUUCAGUAAAGCAGAGUCUUUCCAUCGCAUGCAUGCUGCCUUUGAAAGAGACAUCAGCACUCUGGGCAAACAGGUACACCAGUGCCAGGAGACAGCAGCUCGUCUGUUUGCCCAGUAUGCUGGGGACCAGGCUGUUGCCAUCCAGACAACAGAGAAGGAGGUGGUAGAUGCCUGGAAGGGUCUACUUGCUGCCUGCGCAGGAAGGCGGAAACAGCUAGAGGAGACAGCCAGCAAGUUCCGCUUCUUCACCAUGGUUAAGGACCUAAUGGCAUGGAUGGAAAGCAUCAUCCAGCAGAUAGAAACCCUAGAGAAACCAAGAGAUGUGUCAUCAGUGGAGUUACUAAUGAAGUAUCACCAAGGGAUCCGUGCAGAGAUUGUGACUCGAGAGCCAAAGUUCAAUGAUUGUGAGGUGCUAGGUCGGACCCUCCUGGCACGGAAACACAAAGACUCAGAUGAGAUCAAAGAGAAGCUGAUUCAGCUGAAAGAGAAGAAGGAAGAAAUGUUAUGGAAGUGGGACAGCACAUGGGACUGCCUUAGCCUGAUGUUGGAGGUGUGCCAGUUUGCUCGGGAUGCAUCUGUGGCAGAGGCCUGGCUGGUAGCUCAGGAGCCAUAUGUGGCCAGCAGGGACCUCGGCAAGACCGUAGAUGAGGUGGAGAAGCUCCUCAAGAGGCACGAGGCCUUUGAGAAGUCCACUGCAGCCUGGGAGGAGCGCUUCUCUGCACUGGAGCGCCUGACAAGACUUGAGAUUAGAAAGUAUCGUGAAGAAAUGCAGCAGUACAGAGAUGAAGAGGAAAAGGACAGCAGGAAGGAAGACACAGGCUUUGCAGAGGAGUCUUCACAACUCUACACAGUAGAGGAACCGUCUCUGUCUGGCAUUGCAGCAGUGGAGCCCAGCUCAGGUCACGGUGAUGGCACCGCAGGAGAUUCGACAGUGCCCAUCAUUUCAGAAAUUCAGGAGAGUGGCUCCUUGGAACUGGACCCAAUCACAGACCCAUCCAUCCAGGUCACCAAGGAGACUGAGCGAGCUGCCACUCUCCCUGUGGAGCCUCCACGACCUCAGGCAACCCUGCUGGAGGGAACACUAGCACGUAAACAUGAGAUGGAGGGACCCAAUAAAAAGGCAUCUAACAGGUCCUGGAACAACAUCUACUGUGUGUUAAAACCUGGGCAGCUCUGGGCCUACAAGGAUGGCAAGAGCUACAGCCAUGGUGUCACAUUCCAUGGUGAAGACCCGCUGUCACUCAGCAAUGCCACAUGUGAGGUGCUGACCAGUUACAAAAAGAAGAAACAGGUGUUUAAAUUAUGGCUUGGAGACGGCAGUGAGUACCUGUUCCAGUGUAAAGAUGAGGAUGAGCUGCAGACAUGGACUCAGGCCAUAGAGAAGGCAGCACAGCCUGAUACAGAGGAACCAGUGGCAGGACCCUCACAGCCUCGAGCCCGGAGCCUACCCCCACCGUCCUCCUCCACCAUGCCAGAAGCCCCCUCUGCCAAGAAGGACAAGGAGAAGAGGUUCAGUUUAUUCACCAAGAAGAAGUGAGGGGAGCCCCAACACUCCAGGACCUCAAAAAGAACAAAACACGUAGGACACAGUGGGCAGGUGGAGAAAAGAAGAGUUUUUUAAACAUUAUAUUCAUUUGUAUGAUUGAAAAUGUCACUCCUGCCUGUAUGUAAGCCAGUGAACUGUUGUGAAGGUCCAUGUUUUCUUUACUUUUACUCUUUUCCCCUAAAAUAGAUACCAGAUUCACAUUGUAUCCAAAUAAAAGCACCAGAAUGCUGUUUUCACACUUCAACCAAAGAUUGUAAAUUUUUUUCUCUUUUGUUUUCAUUACUUGAUCUUCUUCUGAGCAUGCUUUCUUUAUAUUAUGUAGUAUAUUUUAAUCACAUAAUAAGCAUUUUUUUGUCAAUCUGCCUUACUCUUCCAGAUAAUGGUUGCGAAAUGUGAUACUGUGCUCUUUUGUGUUGGAACUUGUAGAAUUUACAUAGAAUUGGACAUUAGAGAGUUUGUUGUAAGCCAUACAGAGGUUUAGUUGUGAGGUUUGGUUUAUACACUGUACACUACUGUAUAGAAUCAGCACAAAUGCAGUAAGCACAGUGGUCAGUGUGCAUUAUUAUUUUUCAAGUAUUAACAGUGGCUUUAUUUUCCAUUAUGGUAAUAAUAAUGGAAUUAGGAUUGGUAUAAUAGAGUAAUAUGCUUGUAAGGCAGAGGAUGAAGGGGUACUAAAUAUUCUCUUAAACCUCCAGUAUGCCUAAACAUAUGUUUUUAAUGCAUGAACGGAUGUGUUUAUUUAAUAUGGUGCUACGUGAUUACAUACCAUGUUUUACCCUCUCAUACCUCUCAGGCUCUUUGGUUUGUGGAUCUCUAAUCUCGAUUGGCCAGUGCUGUUACUACAGCUGACAAAAGCGUAAACCGGUCUCGUUUUCAUCACAAACAUAUUAAUAUCACAUUAUGUAAAGUUAUGCAAAUGUAGUAUUUGGUCUGUGCCAUUCAGCCAAUGAAACACAGCAGUCCUCCCAUUGCAGUUACUCAGAAUGUACCUGGAAAGAAUGUGUAAAGUCAGUAUGAAUGUAAUACGAGAGGAAGCAAAGUCAAAGGAAAGGAAAGGAAAACAUAUCUUUAGUCAAAUCCAACAGGGAUACAGAAUUUUGUAUAGAAAAAAAUGUAAAAUUCUCAGACAGUUGAUCAUAAAUACUUGUAAAUCACAUCUAUAUUUAGUGCAUAACAAUUGUUAAGAAUAUGUAUAAUAUCUUGUGUCAUUAAUGAUAAGAUCUGAGCUGGCUGAAAUGCUUCUUCUUAUGUGUUUCAGUCAGCACCCCUCAGUGUACUAAACCUGCUUAACACUCACUCCGUACCGUGGGCUGCCCAGUCAGUACAUUUUAGGUCAGUUUUAACACGCUCUUGAUUCUUCUGUCUUCCUGGUAAACAGAAUGGGUUUCUAACAGGGUUGGUGUGAUUAUUAAAAGGUCUGUUAGAAACACUCUAGUAUUGGAACAUAUAUUGUGUGAUCCAUGUCUGUGUCACUCACUUCAGGGUUGAUCUAUCUUUUCCACUUUCUCUUCUCUCCUUUCAUAUUUGCAUACUCAGUGCAGAAACCUUUACAGUAAGGCCAAGUAUGAAGAGAGGAACUUUGCAGAAUCAAUAAACUCUUUGUUUGCAGUCGA